Phalacrocorax carbo (great cormorant) is the source of this 4097-nucleotide messenger RNA. The record is from RefSeq and is a predicted model, not a curated record. NCBI's taxonomy places the organism in Eukaryota, Metazoa, Chordata, Aves, Suliformes, Phalacrocoracidae.
UGGCCAAUGGGGGCGGGCCGCGGGAGGCCGCGGGUAGCCAUGGCGACGCUGCUGCCGCUGCUGGCCAUGGCGGCGGCGAUGCCGUCCGCCCGCGGCUUCUCACUCCCGCUGCAGCGACCCGACGGCUGUGGCGGCGCCCGGUACUUCGACAUCUCCCGCCUGGCCUGCGGGCCCUGCGGCGCCCACCAGCGACAGAGCGCCGGCGGUAGCUCAUGUGAAUGUCAGCCCGGAUACAGGAUGGUUUCCAGUAAUGGUGGGUCCUCUGUUAUUUGUGAAAAAUGCCCAGAGAAUAUGAGUGGAGUUACUCAAGAUGGGUGGAAUUGUAUUACUUGCCCUAAAGGCCUAACUUCAGAAGGAAAAUGUAAAUGCCUCAAUAAUGAAAUAUUAGUGGAAAGAAGUAUUGAUGGUAUUUUGCUUAAUGAAGCACUGUGCAUGCAUUGUAAUGGAAGUGAGCCAUCUUUCUCUGCUUCAGAUGCAUCAGGAAAUAGGUGUGGAAGAUGUGAACAAACAUUCAUCAAUGUAAGCAAGUCUUGUGACUGCAGCAGCCCAAACGUUUUAACUGGGGGAUUGUGUUUCAGUGCUAGUGACAGCUUACCCCCAAAGGGAGUUGCAACUGUUCGUUUUGCACAGCUGGGUAUAACACUGACAUCAGCAUGGUUUCAGAAAAACCUGCAAUCGUCAGCCUCUGCCUGUUGGUUGUACUCCAAUCUAACAGCAUGUCAAGCUCUUGGAAAUAUGUGUGUAAUGAAUAUGAACUCACUGAGUUCUUCAAGUACUGAUGCCUGUGGUUUAUUUCACUAUAUUUAUGUCAAUACAGCAAGGCUAGGCAUUGUUCAUUCAAUAGCCUUCUGGAGGCAUAAUCUUCCAUGGCUAUAUUAUGGUGAUCAACCAGGAUUAGCAUCCCAAGUGCUUGAGGCAAAUCAUUUCCCUACAAUCUUCAGUUUUAAAGGAACGGAUAAGGAUGUAAAGCUUCAAUUUAUUGCAGCCUCAUUUGAUGCAGCAGGAAACUUUCUUCAGUGGCAAAAUUUGGAAGGAGGCAUCUUACAGCUUUGUCCUGAUACCCAAAUUAAAUUGAAUGCAGCUUAUACAUUUGGAACAACUUACCAACAAAGUUGCAAAAUUUCAGUUUCCAAGAUCUUGUUGGAUUUUGCUAAUCCAAUCUUUUAUGACCUAUUCCUUGAAUAUAACGGUGACAAUGGACAACAAUAUCUUUGGGCCGUGCCAGUUUUAAACUUGAAUCUUCAAUACAGUGAAAUGUUUGUUAAUCAAGGCAGUAAUAUGAACAACUGGCUUUUGACUCGUCGAUUUUUUUUGGUGGAUACACUAAGUGGAAAAGAGAAUGACUUGGGAAGACUACCAAGAGUAAUUCGAAUUGCUAGCAAAAUAACAAUAAGUGUUCGUCUGGUAUCCCAUACUCAGAGAGGAACUAUCUACCCGCCUCUGCUUACUAUUGCUUACACAGAUGUGCUUGUCCAAAACCCUGAAACCCAGAGCGUGGUGGUUUCCUUCUCAGUCAGCUAUGAGAUGAAUCAGUCAGAGGCUCAGAUUCAGACUGAUAUCACAUUGGGUGUGUUGGGUGGGCUUGCAGUGUUAUGGUCCCUUCUCAAGACUGCAGGCUGGAAGAGGCGUACAGGAAGCUCUAUAAUUGACUUGCAGACAGUUUUGAAGUUCUUACUGUUUUAUGCUGGAGACCUUGCCAACGUGUUCUUUGUCAUCACAGUGGGCACAGGGAUUUAUUGGCUUGUGUUCUUCAAAGCUCAGCAGUUUGUCUCUGUCCUUUUGCCCCUUCCAUCUCAAGAAGAAUAUUUUGUUACAUACGUAGCAUGUGCGUUUAGUUUAAAGGCUCUGCAAUUCUUACAAUUGCUGGUUUCACAACUUACGAUAGAUAUUUUCUUUAUUGACUGGGAAAGACCUAAGGGCAAAGUUCUUAAAGCAGUUGAAGGUGAAGGUGUUAUUAGAAGUGCUGCUGCACCUGUGAGCAUAUGGAGGACAUAUUUUAUAGCAAAUGAAUGGAAUGAAAUUCAGACAGUGAGGAAGAUAAAUCCCCUCUUUCAAGUGCUUGCAGUUCUUUUUUUUCUGGAGGUGGUGGGAUUUUCAAACCUGGCUUUAAUGGAUUCUUCUUCCAGUCUUACAAGAAACAGUGAGAGUUACAUAGCUCCUUGGAGCCGCAUUUUAAGAUUUGGUGUGUCUGCUGCGCUCUGGCUAGCCAUUGCCUUCUUACAGAUUAUAUUUAUUUCUGUGUUUUAUGAAAGAUUUGUUGAAGAUAAGAUAAGCCAAUUUAUUGAUUUGUGUUGCAUGACCAAUAUUUCAGUGUUUCUCUUGUCACAUAGCUGCUUUGGGUAUUAUAUUCACGGUCGCUCUGUGCACGGACAUGCAGAUACCAAUAUGGAAGAAAUGAAUAUGAACCUAAAGAGAGAAGCAGAAAAUCUAUGUAGUCAGAGGGGUUUGUUACCGAACACAGAUGGCCAGACGUUUCAGAUUUCCAUUUCAAGAAAAAUGCGACUGCACUAUGACAGGAUUCAUGAAACCCUAACAAGAAAACGUGGUCCCGCUAGGCUUUUGGACUCAUCUGCAAAUACUUUCGAACAAAGCACAAGGGCAUACAACACCAUGAACAAAUUUCUCAGUUCUUUUAUUGAUCACGUUCAUAAAGAAAUGGAUUAUAUUGUGAAGGACAAGUUGCUGCUUGAACGGAUUCUUGGCAUGGAGUUCAUGGAACCCAUAGAGAAAAGUAUUUUUUAUAAUGAUGGACACUCUUUCAGUGAUGUUCUCUAUUAUGGCAAUGAGACAACACUGCUCAUCUUUGAUAUUCUCUUUUUCUCUGUCGUGGAUCUGGCUUCCCAAAGUUUUGUUUUAGCCGCUAUUCUAACAUACUUGCAACAAGAGAUAUUUAGGUUUAUUCGUAAUACACUUGGGCAGAAGAAUUUGGCAUCCAAAACCUUGGUGGAUGAAAGAUUUCUCAUUUAAUUAAGAAGACGAAAAACUUUGUUGAGGAGUUAAUUGUGGAAAUUAGGUCCACGAUCAAAGCAUCUCUGACCUGCAGAUUAACUGUCGUGCACUUUUCAAUAAUAAUGAUAUAAUGGUUUUGAAAUUUAUAAGUUUUUAUAUUGUGUGCUAUUAAGCUUUAUUUUUGUGUAUUUACAAAUAUUUUUUAAUUUGUGAACACUAAGCCAUUGGUUUCUAAGAGGAAAGGUACGUGAAAAUAAGACAGAAGUAAACUUACUGUUGUUAUUGGAAUAAGAUAAACACUAUUUAAUGGCUUUUGCUAAGGUAUGGACCACUCACUUUGAGGCAAAAAUUUGAGCAUUCCAGUUGGCAGGAGAGGUUGUCAACUUGCAAGUUUUCUGAAAACCCCUUAAAUCUUUUUCUCUUUUUUUUUGGUAAUUUAUUUGAGGUAUAAUGUUUAGCAAACAUAUUUCCAGUUUUAUGCAGCAGAAGACUUGUUCUGAAUUAAAUUUAUAUUUCAAGAGGACUGUUUAAAGAGCACUUAUUUACAGUGUCUCCAACUUGAAAUUUUAACUUCUCUUUAUUGCAUCAUAGUAUUGUAUGCUUUGUCUCUUCUCUUGAAUGUAUUUUUUUUCUUGAGUGAGAACUAUACAUGUCAAAGUUUCCUUGUGUUUGAGAUACAGUGGUGUUACAGUGAUGCAGAAAAACAGGCAGAGGAGGGGUUAUGGGUAUGUGGUGUUUGUUCCUGAUCUUCUGUCGUCUGAUGCGAGAUGCCCAGCGAAACAGAGUAAUUCUUCUGUGCUGUUUCCACGCAAGUGAAAUAGAAGGAAUUGUUCUUCUCUUUUAAAAAGUGUUUUCACAGGUGCCUCUACAUGCUCAUGUACCUCUGUCUUUCUAAUUUUCUGGUUUUAUUAUCUUUAGUUAUAACACAGAGACUAUAAUCAUCUUACUGUUGUAAUAUUUUUUGAAUUUAGACGAGUUAAUAAUUAUUCAAGUGCCAUUUAUUGAGUGUUAAGGGAGAUUAUGAAUGUCCUUCAAAACACCUUAAGAAGUGAGGUGUCUACCUCCCAUUUGUAUCUCUGAAAAGCCUCCCUACUUUUUUAAAUUUGUGUUUUUCAGUAAAUGAUUAAACGUGAAUAGUGUUUUCUGGU